This is a messenger RNA of Spodoptera exigua (beet armyworm), 900 nucleotides long. The record is from the annotation of a GenBank genome assembly. Lineage: Eukaryota; Metazoa; Arthropoda; Insecta; Lepidoptera; Noctuidae.
AUAUCUAUGAUUCAUCCAACCAUCCAUCGUGACCUGUCAUUGUCAAACAUUUGUCAAACAAACGUGUCCCGAGUUGAACGUUCAGUGGUGUUGAGUUUUAGAUUCUCGAUAAUUUGUAAAGUCUGAUAUUUUGAUAAGCUUAACUAAGUUUAAGUAAUAUAAAUUAAAUAAAGGUGCAAUCAUUUCGUCCAAACAGAAAAUGGAGUUCAAUUUUUCGUUCCUUACCGGGUUAGGUUGCGGCAUCUGCAUCGGUAUUUCAUUGUUAGCUCUUAAAAGAUAUUUUGGAGCAGCUGCUGAAGUUACAAAAGCUGUGAAGAAGUUUGCAUCAGACUCGGAAUACAAACUGGUGCUAGUUGUAAGAACAGAUCUCAACAUGAGUAAAGGCAAGAUUGCAGCUCAAUGUAGUCACGCAGCUGUAGGUGCCUUUGAAAAAGCACAGAAGAAGGAUCCAGAAGGAUUGAAACAUUGGCAAUACACUGGCCAAGCCAAAGUAGCCCUUAAAACAGACUCCUUGGAUGAAGUGAAACAGAUUUGUGACAAUGCUAAGAAAAUGGGAUUGAUCACUUCUCUAAUUAGGGAUGCAGGCAGGACUCAGAUUGCACCGAACUCCAUCACAGUUCUCGGUGUGGGACCAGCCCCUAAAGAUAUUAUUGACAAAGUGACAGGACAUUUGAAAUUAUUGUAAUUGUGAGACAUUGUUGUGAAAUUAUAUAUGCCAUUUGCACUUACAUGGUCUUGUAAAUAUUGCAUCUAAUAUUAAAUUGAAAUGAUCUUAGAAUUAGUUGGUCUCACUAUUGAAACAAUCAAAAGAAAAGGUUAGGACAUAAAAGCUCAGGAAUCAAAUCAAUUGAAUGAAUAGCCUGUUCUCUGGAAAAAAUUACACAUGUUUUCAAAUCUUAA